Messenger RNA from Micromonas pusilla CCMP1545, 1533 nucleotides. RefSeq lists its product as uncharacterized. The coding region runs from base 1 to 1533 and encodes 510 amino acids. NCBI's taxonomy places the organism in Eukaryota, Viridiplantae, Chlorophyta, Mamiellophyceae, Mamiellales, Mamiellaceae. The record is from RefSeq and is a predicted model, not a curated record. The transcript has a single exon.
AUGACGGGUCCGCCGGGCGGCGCGGACGACCACUCCCCGCCGAGCGGCGGCGGCGGCGGGCGGGGCGCGAGCGCGCUCGCGGCGCUGAUGCGCGCGCGCGCCGCGUCGGCGUCGUCCUCCUCGCCCGCGCCCACGACGACUCCGACGACGACGCGCGACGAGGCGUCGUCGCGCGAGAAUGCGCGCGACGCGGCGAUCGACGCCGCCGCGCGCGUCUUCCCCGAGCUCGUCGCCGAGCUCGCGGAGACGAUCCGACGCGCGGUGACGACGAGCGGCGAGGACGACGUCGACGACGUCGAGAGCCGCGACGAGAGCGCGGCGUCGACGGACGACGACCUGGCGCAUCCCGACGACGACCGUCGUCGACAUCAUCGUCGUCACGACGACGCGAGGAAGCGCGCGAACGACGACGCGACCAUCACGCUGCCGCUGCCGCCGACGCCGGACGGCCGCGCCGCCCUUACCAACGCCGCCGCGCUUUCCUCGCUCGACCUCAGCGGCGACGACGGCGUCUCCGCGCGCGACGGGUCGUUAUCGCUCUCGCGGCAGAUCCCGCUCCCGCCGCGCCCGCAGUCGCAUCAGCGCCGAUCCGUCGAGAGCGCGCUGGGCGGCGGGCCGGAGAGCUGGCAGAGCGCGGGGUCCGUGAUCGUGCACGCGACGCCGACGGGGAGCGCCGCGGGGAGGGCGAGGGCGAGGACGAGGAUGAGGUGUAGCGGCGACGGCGAAGACGCGAGGAAACGCGCGGCGCGGACGGCGACGGCGGCGGCGGCGACGGCGGCGGUGGGCGCGCUGCUCGAGGAAGCGUCGGGGACGGAGACGACGCGAACGACGCGCGCGACGCUCGACGACGACGCGAUGGACGCGCUGAGCGACGCGCUGGCGAUCGCGAUCGCGCGCGGCGCGCGACCGCUCGCGGACGCCGCGGCCGGCGCGCUCGGCACCGCCGCGUGCGCGCGUCGCUGGCGCGUCGCGUCGCGCACGCUCCGCGACGCGAAGCGCGCGAUUUCGAUUUCGAUUUCAAUCUCGAUUUCAAUCUCGACGUCGGCGUCGAGUGAGUCCGUCGCCGCCGCCGCGACGCGACCCCUGAACGUCGCCGCCGGCGCGGUCGUCGUCGCCGCGCUGGACGAUCUCGUCGGCGUCGCGGCGUCGUUAGCGCCGUCGUCGUCGUCGUCGUCGUCGUCGUCGUCGCCGACGCCGCCGGACGACGCGUCAGGUGCGCUCUAUACACUGGUCCCCAUACGACCGCGUCGGCGUGGUGAACGCCGAUCCUUAAGGACUUUUGCCGUCGUCUCUCUCCGCCCACACCUCGCUUUCAAUCCCCGCCAUCGACGCCUUUCAACUCCAACUGACGCCUUUCAACUCCACCCCGACAUUCGCUUGUAUAGAACGGCCCUCAGACGCGAUGCGAGCGUUGGAGGCGCUGUCGUCGACGGCGAGGGGCGCUGCGGCCGUCGCGGCGCACGCGUCCGCGGCGGGGGCGCUCCUCUCGCUGCUCGCCCCACCCGCGGAACCUUCCGGGGUAUCGCGCGUUAA